GGAUGCCAGCUCGCUCCGAACGGUUACGGCUCUUCCCCACCCCCAUUUCCACGACCUAUUUCCCAAUUCCCCCUCUUCCGUCUCGAUUCGAUCUUUCCAAUCUGUUCGUCUGGUGAUUAGAGACGGUUCCUCGUCAGUUUUGAUCGAUGGAAGCCGCUACGAGCCUUCAGUCUUUUCGAUUCCUCUGCAAAGCUCCCGGAUUUGGCCCGAGAUCGUGCGUCUUGGCGGCCCACCGGUCCAGUUUUCUCUUCUUUGAUCCCAAGCCUCAUCUCUCCACCCGGGGGCUCAAGGUUUUUGAUGGCUAUUGUCCGAUAUCUCUGUCAAAGCAAGGACAACGACGAAUUGGUGCUCGGAGGAGUACUAUUGUUAGGGCAUCGUCGUCCUCCCCCUCCUCGGACCCGAUCGCUCCUCUCCAGCUGGAGUCGCCGAUCGGGCAAUUUCUGUCUCAGAUCCUCGUCAGCCAUCCUCAUCUCCUGCCUGCGGCCGUCGAUCAGCAGCUCGAGCAGCUUCAGACUGACCGUGAGGCCGCGAAGAACAAAGAGGAACCUACCCCUGCGGACACCGACAUAGUUCUGUACAGGAGGAUUGCGGAGGUGAAAGCUAACGAGAGGAGAAGGGCUCUAGAGGAGAUAUUGUAUGCACUGGUCGUCCAAAAGUUUGUCGAAGCUGAUGUUUCCUUGGUUCCUGCUAUAUGUCAAUCGGCCGACCCUUCCGGGAAGGUCGAUCAGUGGCCACCGGAGGAUGAGAAACUCGAAAGGUUGCAUUCUGCUGAGGCUUAUGAGAUGAUCAAGAACCACCUGGCUCUUAUACUGGGGCAGCGGACGAGUGACACAAACUUGGUGGCGCCUAUCAGCAAGCUUAGAGUUGGUCAGGUGUAUGCUGCUUCUGUAAUGUAUGGUUAUUUCCUCAAGAGAGUGGACCAAAGGUUCCAGCUUGAGAAGUCCAUGAAGACUCUCCCUUGGGGAUCAGAUGUAGAGGAGAGUGCCAUUAAGCAAGCGAUGAUUGAUGAAUCAGUUCCAUCUGUUCAACCGGAGAUACCUCACCCUGAGGUGUCAUCAUGGUCUUCUCCAAGCUUUGGCCAGGGUGGGAUGAAGCCCUGCCGCCUGCGGUCCUAUGUCAUGUCUUUUGAUUCCGAUACUCUUCAACGACAUGCCACGAUCAGAUCGAAGGAAGCUUUUAGCAUCAUUGAGAAGCACACCGAGGCGCUAUUCGGGAGGCCUGAGAUUGUCAUUACACCCGAGGGAGCCAUUGAUUCGUCAAAGGAUGAACUUAUCAAGAUAAGUUUUGCGGGAUUGAGGAGGCUUAUUUUGGAGGCUGUAACCUUUGGUUCCUUCCUAUGGGAUGUCGAGAGCUAUGUUGAUUCCAGGUAUCAUUUUGUGACUAACUAGUCACCUGUGAUCAGACUUGAAGGAUCGAUAAUGCAAGGAUGUUUAGUAUCUACAAUAACAUCUACAGUUAUUGCCAACGUUGAAGAUCAAAACAGUGGCAACGAGGGCUGUGUAAACUCAGAUCCUUGUAGUUGAGGAUCAUAAACAUUGUACAAAAGUAGGUUCCCUAUAAUUGUUCUUGAUUUCAAAGACUUUUUCUGCGCAAUGGUGUUUUGUGUGAUCUCUGCUUGUAAUUGUAAUAUGAGAUUUUGUUGUGUACUGAAAGCACCUUGUAUCAUUGAUAGAUUCCAUUGCAAGUAGUGCCAAACUUUA
Molecule: messenger RNA, 1700 nt
Organism: Musa acuminata subsp. malaccensis (wild Malaysian banana)
Lineage: Eukaryota; Viridiplantae; Streptophyta; Magnoliopsida; Zingiberales; Musaceae
Product: UV-B-induced protein At3g17800, chloroplastic
Source: RefSeq, a predicted model, not a curated record